Syngnathoides biaculeatus (alligator pipefish) is the source of this 2921-nucleotide messenger RNA. RefSeq names its product small ArfGAP2 (gene smap2). The transcript is spliced from 10 exons. Bases 197 to 1660 code for a protein of 487 amino acids. The record is from RefSeq and is a predicted model, not a curated record. Gene Ontology annotation, molecular function: GTPase activator activity. NCBI's taxonomy places the organism in Eukaryota, Metazoa, Chordata, Actinopteri, Syngnathiformes, Syngnathidae. Gene Ontology annotation, biological process: regulation of clathrin-dependent endocytosis.
GACGCACGCCAAUGUUGUAACCCCUGUGAAAAGCGAGAAGAGGGGAGAUUUUUUUUUUUUUUAAAUUGACAUUUUCCUGUAAUGAGACUGAACACAUGGUGGGUUCAAACACCUGGCAAAGGAUUGAAAUUCUUUAAAAGCGGGAAUUGCAUUUUGGUGGGACUACAGUACAGCCCGUGCACCUCGCGCUAUCCGCAUGCUGUUUGAUCCCCACCACGGCAACCAUCAUCAUCCUCAACAUCAUCAUCAUCAUCCUCCUCACCCUCCUCUUCCUCCUCAUCCCAUCGAGGAGCGCCACCGUGCCGCUCACCCGCUUCCAGGAAUCGAACCGAGGCGGUCGUCAGGGAAUCCGCGGACGGACCGAGGUGAGCUCAACUAUUGCUCGACGAUGACGGGCAAAUCCGUGAAAGACGUCGACAGGUACCAGUCGGUGCUCAACUCUCUGCUGGCGCUGGACGAGAAUAAAUUCUGCGCGGACUGCGAAUCAAAAGGUCCCAGAUGGGCUUCGUGGAAUUUAGGGAUCUUUAUCUGCAUAAGAUGCGCCGGUAUUCAUCGAAACCUCGGGGUCCACAUCUCCAGAGUCAAGUCCGUCAACUUGGACCAGUGGACGCAGGAGCAGGUCCAGUGUGUUCAGGAAAUGGGAAAUGCCAAGGCCAAACGCCUCUACGAAGCCUUCCUACCCGAAUGCUUCCAGCGGCCCGAGAGCGACCAGUCGGCAGAGAACUUCAUCCGGGACAAGUAUGACAAGAAGAAGUACAUGGAUAAGGUCAUCGACAUCCAGAUGCUCAGGAAAGAAAAGAGCUGCGAGAACAUCCCCAAGGAACCCGUCGUGUUUGAGAAAAUGAAAAUUAAAAAAGACGUCAGCCCAAAGAUGGACUCGCAGUGUGUUACGGACUUGCUGGGAUUAGAUGCUCCCGCUCCAAGUCCUGCAGCGUCCAAUGGUGUUCCCGCCAGUACUGAGAGUCCGCCAGGUUCUAAUCUUCUGCACCCUGCCUUGGAUCUCCUCAGUCACAUCUCAGAUCCUUCUGCUUCCUUCACAAAGAACACAGCUGCCUCCACCUUUUUGCCUCAGAGCAGAGUGACCGCCUCUGUGCCCGAAAACCUCAGCCUCUUCCUGGAUCCGGCCCCCAGAAAGGGGGAAGGCACCUUCAGGAAGCUGUCCAAGGACUCCAUCCUGUCCUUGUACGGCUCCACGCCGUCGGUGCACAUGAGCGGUUUGGCGCCCCCCCACGGAUUGUAUAUGAACCAAAUGGGCUACCCGACACACCCGUACGGGUCUUACCAUUCGUUAGCUCAUGCCGGGGGGAUGGCGGGGGCCAUGGUCGUGUCGCAGGCCGCCGUGAUGGGGCAGCACCGGAACGGCUUCAUGGCGGCCCAAGGCGCCUUGGCCCACCGUGGCGCCGGGGUGCCCCCGGGCAUGAUUCAGCAAGGCGGCGUCGUGAUGCAGCAGCAGGGGGCUGGCAUGAUGGCGCAUCGGGGGGCUGGAGGCUUUCCGCUGUUGCCUCAGCAGCAAGCGCUUGCGACGCAGCAGCUGCAGUGGAACUUUGGACAAAUGACUCAGCACACAUCCGGCACGAACUUAUUCAGCGUCAACAGUCAACCCACAGGGAGCAACGCGGCCCCGACGUCGGCGCACAUGACCGCGCACGUCUGGAAAUGAAAUAGCGUCGAUCCCCAAAGUGAACUUGUGAAGUUCCUCUCAACCAGAACUGUGCGGACGGGACUCUCUGCCUGAGCUUUUCCGACACAAGGAGGACGGAGGAGGGAGGAGAACAAGGAAAGUCCAACUACCUCUUCCUCUCUCCUCGCCCCCGAGCCAAGUCCACUUCCUGCCUCGUACACCUGGGCCAAGCUUCACCAAUAUCCGCACUUGCCUUGGGAACGUUUCCUUCAUGCAGCAACAGGGUCAGGGGCGACUGGGAAUCGUACUUUUCUUAUUUUUGUAUCGGAGCAAUUUGAGCGUUUAUAAUUAGCGUUAUCUUCAAGCAGGCGGAACAGUGGAUCAGCUAAACGUUGGCCUCACAGUUCUGAGGUCCAGGGUUCAAUCCCGGACCCGCCUGUGUGGAGUUUGCAUGUUCUCCCCGUGCCAGCGUGGGUUUUCUCCAGGUGGGCACUCCGGUUUCCUCCCACAUCCCAAAAACAUGCAACGUUAAUCGGACACUCCAAAUUGCCCGUGGGUGUGGUUGUGAGUGCGGCUGUUUGUCUGCAUGUGCCCUGCGAUUGGCUGGCAACCAGUUCAGGGUAUACCCCGCCUUCUGUCCGUUGACAGCUGGGUUGGCUCCAGCACUCCCCGCGACCCUUGUGAGGAUAGGCAGUGAAGAAAAUGGAUGGAUUGAUAUAUCUGAACUAACUAGUCACCAGACACUUCCACCAGACUGCAUGAAGAGAAUGUUUAUACAAUGUUAUGUCAUUUUAAUGGCUCGAAUGUAUGUGUUGAGUGCGUAUCAAAAAAAAAUGGAAUACAUGGCCGAUCUUUUUGUUUUGCAAUGGGACCAAAAUGCCUCGUGAAGUACGUCUUCGUGCGUUUUGUCGUUUUGAAGCGUGAGAAUCGACGCACGAAUGUCUGAUUUUUGUUUGCGAUGUAUUCUUAAUUAAACGCAUGAAGGCAUGAUUGUAAAUUGUCUCUUUUUUAUUGUUAUUUUGCAUCUCAGUUCGACAGGUGAUAAAUCAAAUCGGAUUUUCAGUCAUGUCGUGUUUGUUUUGCGUGAAAUGAAAACAAACGGAGGAAUGUAACAUUUGCAAUACUCGUCAAUCAAGAUCAUGUUGAAUACUGUAAAUUGUGCUUCUGGAACAAGAUUUAUUAUCGCCUACUUUCUAUAAGGACUGGGGUUUUAUUUCAUACUGGACAUUUUACCGUCUGGUGUCAUAUUUACACAUGAUGAGAAUGUCUGUAAAAUAAAAUACUCUGUGGAAAUAGAGUG